UGACAGUUGCGUGACGUUUUUCAAGGUGGCAAAACCAAAACAAAGUUCUGGCCAAAAACUCCUAGAGAAAUCUGCCCGAUCUAGCCAGAAGGAACAAUGGGAUUCUCACUCAAAGUGAAGACAAAGACUGGUCAACACAUCAUGCGGGAUGUGUCGCCCUCGCUGACGCUCUCGCAGCUCAAAUCGCAGAUCGUGGCAUUCACGAAACUCCCUCCGGAGUCCAUGCACAUCCUGGUGGGCUUCCCGCCGCGGAAGCUCAGCAUGGCGGGCUCGGAGGACUCGAUCUCGGCCAGCGGGAUCGUGAACGGCGACACGCUGAUCGUGGAGGAAGUGGCGGUGGAAACGCCAGCACCGGAGAGGCGCGAAGACGCUCUCCUGGCCGCGCAGUCGGCUGCAGUGGCGGAGGACGAGUUCGCGGGGCUGCUGCUGAAGCAGGUGGUGCCGGCGGACAACUCGUGCCUAUUCACGAGCAUCGGAUACGCGCUGAACGGGGCCGUGAACACGGACUGUGGCGUGCUGAUGCGCCAAAUCAUCGCCGAACACGUUGCCGCGGACUCGGAGACGUUCAACGAGGCAUUUCUGGGACGCCCCAAUCGGGAGUACUGCGCCUGGAUCCUCAGAGACGACUCCUGGGGUGGCGCCAUCGAAGUGUCCAUCCUGUCGAGCUUCUACGGCCUGGAAAUCGCUGUUGUUGACAUCACAAAUGCCAUCAUCAACCGCUUCGGCGAGGACAAAAACUACGGGCAGCGUAUUUUCCUCCUCUUCGACGGCAUUCACUAUGAUCCUCUGUACCUAGAAUCCCUUACCGGCGGCGUUCCGCGGACAAUCUUCCCCAUCGAGGCGGAAAGCAUCUAUCAGCAAGCUGAGCAGUUGGCCAAGGAAGCCCAAGCGUCCAAGCAAUUCACCGACGUGAACCGCUUCACGUUGCGCUGCCUGGUGUGCGAUUGCCACCUAGUUGGCCAGGUGGAGGCUCAGGCGCACGCCAAGAGCACCGGGCACGCCAAUUUCGGAGAAGUCUGAAUCCAUGCACCACAAACAGUUGAUAUUUUCUGAGGGACACUGUCAAAUUAAUCAAUUGUGAAAUUCUACGCAGAAAUCAU
Phlebotomus argentipes is the source of this 1100-nucleotide messenger RNA. It is a transcript of the gene Yod1, whose product is annotated as ubiquitin thioesterase OTU1. The record is from RefSeq and is a predicted model, not a curated record. Gene Ontology annotation, molecular function: cysteine-type deubiquitinase activity. Gene Ontology annotation, cellular component: nucleus; cytosol. Bases 97 to 1020 code for a protein of 307 amino acids. Gene Ontology annotation, biological process: endoplasmic reticulum unfolded protein response; protein deubiquitination. Lineage: Eukaryota; Metazoa; Arthropoda; Insecta; Diptera; Psychodidae. The transcript has 2 exons.